Talpa occidentalis (Iberian mole) is the source of this 3493-nucleotide messenger RNA. RefSeq names its product leucine rich repeats and transmembrane domains 2 (gene LRTM2). The record is from RefSeq and is a predicted model, not a curated record. Gene Ontology annotation, molecular function: protein binding. Gene Ontology annotation, cellular component: plasma membrane. The transcript has 5 exons. The coding region runs from base 415 to 1518 and encodes 367 amino acids. Lineage: Eukaryota; Metazoa; Chordata; Mammalia; Eulipotyphla; Talpidae.
GCUCCUGCAGCAUCGGGGACGCGGUGCCCACUGGCGCUGCUUGGCAGCGCUGUCUGGAUGGCUCCAGGAAUCCCAGCAGGAGCUCAGGGACCGGCUCAGGCUCAGAACGACUUGGUUUGAGGAGCUGGUGAGGUGAGGAAAGCUGCUGCAGCAGGAACCCCUGAGCUGAUGAGUCUUAUUAUAGACCGGCGGGCGGAAGACGGGGCGCUGCAGCUCACCUCCAUGGUAAAGGUGGAGGAGAAGCAGGAGGCCACCCGGCAGCGACAGCGGGCCAGGCGCCACACCCCACCCGCUGCCUGACUCUGCGGAGGGCCGGCCUCUGCCUCCCGGGGGGCCAUGGACUGACAGGGAGCACACGCCAAGGGGUUCGUCUCUCCCCAGAGGUGCAGGGCCUUGGGAGCCGCGGCAGUCAGCAUGCUGGCCCCCGGAAGCGGCCCCGAGCAGAGGGCCAUGCAGUGGCGGCAGAUCUCCUGGAUCACCUGCUGGAUCACUCUGUAUGCCGUGGAGGCCCUCCCUGCCUGUCCUUUCUCCUGUAAAUGUGACAGCCGCAGCCUGGAGGUGGACUGCAGUGGCUUAGGCCUCACCAGUGUGCCGCCAGACUUGCCUGCUGCCACCCGAACUCUCUUGCUCUUGAACAAUAAGCUGACUGCCCUGCCAAGCUGGGCUUUCGCCAACCUGUCCAGCCUGCAGCGGUUGGACCUAUCCAACAACUUCCUGGACCAGCUGCCCAGCUCCAUUUUUGGGGAUCUGACAAAUCUGACAGAGCUACAGCUGCGCAAUAACAGCAUCAGGACCCUGGACAGGGACCUGCUGCAACACUCACCCCUGCUGCGCCACUUGGACCUGUCCAUCAACGGCCUAGCCCAGCUGCCCCCUGGCCUUUUCGAUGGACUUCCAGCUCUACGUUCCCUAUCACUUCGUUCUAACCGCCUGCAGAACCUGGACCGGCUGACAUUUGAACCCCUAGCAAGCUUGCAGCUGCUGCAGGUGGGGGACAAUCCCUGGGAGUGUGACUGUAACCUGCGUGAGUUCAAGCACUGGAUGGAGUGGUUCUCCUACCGAGGGGGCCGCCUGGACCAGCUUGCCUGCACCCUGCCCAAGGAGCUGAGGGGGAAGGACAUGCGCGUGGUCCCCAUGGAGAUGUUCAACUACUGCUCCCAGCUGGAGGAGGAGAAUAGCUCGGCUGGGCUGGAUAUUCCUGGGCCACCCUGCACCAAGGCCAGUCCAGAACCCGCUAAGCCCAAGCCCGGGGCCGAGCCCGAGCCAGAGCCCAGCACAGCCUGCCCCCAGAAGCAGCGGUACCGGCCGGUGAGCGUGCGGCGGGCCAUCGGCACCGUGAUCAUCGCGGGCGUGGUCUGCGGCAUUGUCUGCAUCAUGAUGGUGGUGGCCGCCGCCUACGGCUGCAUCUACGCUUCCCUCAUGGCCAAGUACCACCGGGAGCUCAAAAAGCGCCAGCCCCUGAUGGGGGACCCGGAGGGCGAGCAUGAAGAGCAGAAGCAGAUCUCCUCUGUAGCAUGAAAGCCCAGUCCCUCCUGGCCCAGGUAGGCAGGGCAGGGAGAGCACGGAAGGGGUGGCUUCCACAAGGCUGGCCCCGCCCUUCAUCCCAGCCCCGCAAUGCUACUUCCUCUGCAGCCCUCCAGCAAGCAGGCCACAGGGCAGCUGUCUCCAUGAACUUCCAAGUCUCCUCGGAAGCCUCCACUAUGCUGCUGCUGCUGCUCCUUUCUGGGUCAUCAAAUUUUUGGGACAUUUGGGGGAGCCCCCUAAGCCUCUGGUCAUGGGGAAGAAAGGGUGUGUAUGCAAGUGGAGGCUUCUGGACGCAGCAUCCCCCUGUUGGCCACCUGCUGUGGACGUUGUCGCAGCUGGGUGACCCUCCUUCCUCUUACUCACCCCUUCCUCAUCGGCAAUUAGGGGGUGGGGAGGGAGGAAGUGAUAUGGGGGCCAGGUGGCUAUUUCUGGGACUCUUCUAAGCCAGGAAGAAAUUCUUAAAUUCCUUUAGGGUGGAAGUUGGGUUCAGCUUUCAAUUGCUGGUACUAACGUGCAAUCACACCAACCCUGUCAUCUGGCCCCAGCCCUAACACCGCGCUGUGAGGAUAGAGCUCCGUGGCCGAGGCAUCCAGCCCCUGUAUCUGCUCUAGACCACCCAGCCACACUGCUCCUGGGCUCACUAAUUCACUCUCACAAGCUCAGAGCAUCACCAGCACCAUCUCAUUGAAAAAAGUCACACACACACACACACACACACACACACACAGUAUCACAUGGAGACAGAGGUCAUGGGAACUGGGAACUUGGGAGCAGAGUCAUGUCUCCCCUCGAAUCUCUAGCCCUCAGACCACAGAAACUUUUACUUGCUUACUGGAAUCUUCUCAAGUCAACAGGGGGGAGAAGCCCAAACUAAUACCACAAGGAUUCCUCUGAGAUCCUCUAAAGUGGGCCAAAGUGGUGCUGCAGGAUGAGACUGCCCGUCACCAUGGUAACCCUCUCACACCUAACCUGCUGGGUUUUCCAGGGACACGGGCCCAGUGGCCUUGAAGCUGCAGCAUGUGUGAAUGGCAGCCUCCCAGAGCCCAGCCACAUACCACUGGGCUGCCUAAAUAUGCCGUCACUGCCAGGCCCGUGGGGCACACACCCAUUCACUCCUGCAGCCUGCAGCCCGAGAGUCAUGCUCUGUACUCUCACCCCUCCAUCCUCAGCACCUCUGGGCCCAUGACCCCGGGGAGGGGACUGGCUCAUGCUCUGUGACUGGUGGCAUUCUGGGGAAGUGAGUCGCAGCGCAGAGUGUGGGGGCCCUCAUGGGAGCUCCCAGCCUGCCAGCAGACCCCAGCAGCCCCAUUCUGCUCAGAACUUUCAAUUGCACCUGGAUUGGGUCCGAACCUGAGCCUGGGCCAGAGGUCCCGUCUGUUCUUUAUCUGUAACCUACACCAAAGGGGCAGAAGUGUCUGCUGGCAGGGCUGUGGGGGUGGCAGGGGAGAAGAAAGUUGUGCAGGGCUUUAGGAAUCACUAGUCUCCUUUUCUAGGUCUGUCCCCCCUCGUGAGUCUGAUGUCCGGUGAGUACUAGGCCUCCCUCUGCUGGACACCGGCUUUCCCAUGGCUCUCAGAGGGCUGGUUUCCGGCUCGAAGAAAACCCAGAACAUUGAGAACAAGGGUUUGCAGAGGAACAGGGCAGGUCCCCCUCAUCGUGCACCCCUUAGCCCUUCCACCUCACAGAGAGGUGAACGGUGAGGAGGGCUGGAUGCAGGGGAGGCACGGAGGGAGCCCCCACAGGCUGCUUGUCAGGCUGCUAACACGCCCCCCACGCUGUCUUCUGCCCCAAGGCUGGGGCACAGUUUUCUUGGCUUGUGGGCUGAAGCCAGAUCUGGGGAUUUUCUAAAGGGAAAGGGGUAGGGGCGGGCCUUGUCCAUGGUGGCACCUUCAGCAGCCUGAGACAGAAGAUUUUUAAAGGCAAAAUUAUAUUUCUGGUUUGUUGUUUCAGAAGACCAAUAAAGACUGUAUU